Messenger RNA from Parnassius apollo (apollo), 2556 nucleotides. The record is from the annotation of a GenBank genome assembly. Lineage: Eukaryota; Metazoa; Arthropoda; Insecta; Lepidoptera; Papilionidae.
AUGGAGCCGGGCUCGGUGGCGGCGGCGCGGGCUCGCGGCGCGCCCGACCCACGCGACGACAUGGCGCGGGCCGCGCGCACGCUGCGCGACCACCUCGUGCGUAAAUUUGAUGAAGCUGCACGAAAAGAAGAUGACGUGGCUGUGGAACGUCUUUUCAAACUGUUCCCGCAGAUCGGUCAGACUGAGGAGGGUGUGGAUUUGUUGGCAAAAUAUCUCGCUGUACAGACGGAGUCAAAGAUCAGGAAGGCGAGCGUGGUGGAGGGAGCGAGUGCGGGGGGCGUGGAGGCGGUGCACGCGGAUGCACUGACGCGUGUGCUGGAGGCGGGCGCGGGGGCGCUGCAGCGCGUGCGCGCGCUGCUGCGGCUCGCCCAGGCGCCGCAACACUUCCCGCGCGCGCUGCGCCUGCUGCAGCCCGUGGUGUGCGCGGGCGCGCGGCGCGUGUGCGGCUCGCUGGCGACGCGGGCGCGGGGCGUGGUGGGUGCGGGGGGGCCGCCGGGCGAGGCGCGCGCCGCCGAGCCGCAACUCAGCGAGCUGGCGCUGGCGCACUCGCGCCUGCAGCUCUACCUCGCCUUCCUGCGCCGCAACACUGCCUCAGAUACAGCUAAUUUGCCAGAAGCCGAAAGGACAUCCUGCAUUGAGGCUGUGGAAAAGAUCAUACAGGAGAGCGACCUUAUUCGAACCGCACAAGAUCUGCUAAGUCAUUACCUGGAGUUGGAAAGGUAUUUCUUGGAAGAGAGUAUUAACAAGGCAAUGAAGCUCUCGGCAGCGCAAACGGGGCCACCAUCCAGUCUGGUGGACGAUGUCUUCUUCAUUUCCAGGAAAGUUAUACGACGCGGCAUCAGCACGGGCAGCGUGGACGGCGCGUGCGCGGUGUUGAACGAGGCGGCGGCGGCGCUGGAGCGCUGCGCGGAAGCGAGCCUGCGCCGGCGCCUGGCCGCGCCGCCGCUCGAGCCGCUGCCGCUGCCCGCGCCGCCGCCCGCUGCACCGCCCGCACCGCCCGACUCGCGGGAGCUCGUCGCGCAGCGCGCGCUCUACCUGGAGUACAUAAACGAAGCUGAUUCCGGCGCGGAGUGGUCGGAGCGAUUGGCGAGCGAGGCGGCGAGUGCGGGCGAAGCGCUGUGUCGCAGCGAGGCGGAGCGCGCCAAGCUGCGCUCGUGCGCCGCGGGACUGGGCUCUGCCGCCGCCGCCUUCCGGCACGCGCGCGCCGUGGCGCUGGCGGCGCUGCGGGCCGCGCUGCAGCCGCGCCUGCACGCCUGGGCCGCGCGCCUCGCCGCGCCCGAUCGCACAGAGGAGAUGGAGGAGGAGGUGAACGCGCUGACGGGCGCGCUGGACGUGCUGGGCGAGGCGGCGCGCGCGCAGCUGCCCGCCGCCGCCGACGAGCUGCUGGCCGCCGCCGUCGCGGACAUCGUGGCGCGCGCUGAACACUGCGUGCUGCGGCAGCACUACGACCGGGAGGGCGGAUUGGCAGUGGAGCGUCGUGCGCGGCGGCUAGCUGCGUGGGCGGGCAGCAACGCGGGCGGAGCGCGCGAGCGGUGCGCGCGCCUUACGCAGCUCGCCGCACUACUGGCGCUCGAGCGCGCCUCGCACGCGCACCACGCGCUGCAGCCCGCUGCGCGCCUCGCGCCCGCCGAUGCACGCCACGUGCUCGCGCGCGCAGAAGAUUUAUCACAAAUAGAAGAAUUAGAAAUCACCUUGUUGAAUAAUAGUUUCCAUGUAAGCUCUGAAGAAGAAGACAUAAAUAUCCAUCCAGUUACUCGUAGACGUCGUUGUAUUAUGGUAAUAGACAGUGAAGAGAGUGAUGCGGAAGAACAUGCAGUUCCAGAUACCUCGGGAAACACUACGCCGUUUACACGUACAUGGGCACUACCAACAGGUAACCAGCGUCGAAUUAUACCUUUCACAGAAAAUCCUGGUUUGCCUACUAAUCUCCGCUUAGCAAUGACUAACAAAUCGCCUGCUGAUUUUUACUCUCUUUUAGUUCCCGAUGAUGUUUUUAUGCAGAUAGUAGAAGACACAAAUCAGUUUACUAUUGAUAGAAUCACCGGGCGCGUGGCUUCAAAAGCAGCGAGAAUCCGUAACUGGUCUCCUUCUAACGUGCAUGAGAUGAAACGCUUUUUUGCAUUGAUUAUUUUUAUGGGAUUGGUAAAACUUCCUAAGCUUUCUGAUUAUUGGUCAAAAGAUGAAAUAACAGGUCACCCGUUUGCAGCAACAAUUAUGUCUCAUAAUCGCUUUAAACUGCUUCUUCAAAUGCUUCAUUUUUCCCAGCUUGACAAUGCUCAGAAGUCUGAUAGGAUACAUCGCGUCAGACACUUACUGGAGGUCAUGAAUACUAAUUUUUCAAGGCAUUAUACUCCUGGCGAAGAUAUAUGUAUUGACGAAAGCGUUGUGCCAUUCCGCGGCAGAAUCAUUUUCCGUCAAUAUAACAAACAGAAACGUCAUAAAUAUGGCAUAAAAGAGUUUAAAUUAUGCACUCUACCGGGGUAUACAUAUAAAAUAAAUAUUUAUGCGGGAAAAGAAAGCGAUCAAGUGAAUAAUAUACGCCGGCAAACGUUGUAA